This is a messenger RNA of Trichophyton rubrum CBS 118892, 4052 nucleotides long. RefSeq lists its product as uncharacterized. Lineage: Eukaryota; Fungi; Ascomycota; Eurotiomycetes; Onygenales; Arthrodermataceae. Gene Ontology annotation, molecular function: methyltransferase activity. The record is from RefSeq and is a predicted model, not a curated record. Gene Ontology annotation, biological process: ubiquinone biosynthetic process. The coding region runs from base 2773 to 3735 and encodes 320 amino acids. The transcript has 2 exons.
CAAAGCUCCCUGGGCGGGGCGGACAAGGCGAAGGACAGGCAUGGUCGGCUGUCGGCUGUGUGUCUGGUCGUCUGUCUGGUCGGCUGUUCGUCUCUGCUGUCUGUCUGCUGUACCGUGAUGGUAUCAAUUGAGACUCGCCUUGACUGCUCGAUGUUGGCUCUUCUAUCAAAUGAAUCUCAGCGCAUUAAAAAAACCGAUGGCAGCGAAGUUGUUUCUCUUCCCGCUUUGGGUGAAAGGUGGGCAACUCGGCUGGCGUCGGCCUAAAGCAGGUCAUGUGAUAGUUUAGUCAGAUAUUAGUAAAUUUCAGAUUAUGUAAUUUGCCAAGAGAGUCAAACCUUCCCGCUAGUAAAAGUCAAGAUAUAGGUAUGCCAAGAAUUUGGCUAGCCAAUAAAGUUUAAGGUUUGCGGGGACCAAUCGCAUGAUUUAUACCUGCGGCCGGUCAUUGUAUUUUGAAUUAUCACAAGCUCCCUGAUUCUCUGAUCGACUCUAUUCCAUGGCGGAGUUCCAGCUAGGUGAAUAAUAACAUAUGGUUCUCCAUAUAGGUGGCAUAGAACUGUGAUUCUAUGGGGCGUCUUCGUAUGUUGCCGACAAACUGAAGAACAAGGAUGUAGAUUUAGUUUCACCAAGCAGCUAGUUAAAUAACCCGCUCUCUAAUUAAAGGGUAUAUAAGUAAGACCGGUCUGAAAGCUCUUAUCAACUAUAUUGUUGAGACCGAAGUUCACAUUAUUGGUGCUGGUAGAACACCCACCCGACAGACAAGAAAAGGCGCCUAGCAACAUAUAAGCGCUGACUACGCUACAAUUUGCGGGGAAAAAGCGCCUUGGUCGACUUGGCACAGGUUUUCAAUUAUCAGACGAAUUUAGCGCGGGAUUUAACUACUUACUUGAAGCACGGCUCGUUUGUGCUUUUUAUCUGCGCGACAAGGUUAUCCUGGUGUAACAAUCUCCUUGUAUGGUUCGGUUUACUUAUGUGGAUCUUCUAGGAAAGUGGCCGCACUCGCUCAGCUAUAUUUCAUCAAUGUACGGAAUACGAAGUAUAUUUCAAAGCACAUACUGCAUACUGCAUAUUACAAGUUUGACAAGGUAGUUUUCUUUGAUUCAAGGUUUGACUCUCAUGCUAGGUCAAUAUAGUGAUUCGAAGUAAGGCUACCCUCUUCCAACACAUAACGAAGAGUAUAUUUUAUACCCCUUUUGGAAUUUGAUGUAUUGGGAGGUAUGUUUGGGUAAAAUGGAUGGUUGCUGACAAGAAAAUUUCCUUCAACUCUGGGCUUCUCUUGGAGAUGAUAAGCUUCUUGCAAGGCGUACUAUGCAACGAAAUAUGUGAGUUAGCUAUUCUUGUUGGUUUCCUUAUUAGCCUUUUACAAGCUAGACCGUCCCAUGAAUCAUGUUUAUUGAGCGAUGUAGAAAGCCCUUCAAAUUGGCUCAUUUCAUAGCGUGUCAUUUAGUCAGUUAUCCAGUGGUUAGACAGCAGGUAGUUAGCAUGCCCGAAUCUGUACUUCGAAGCCGCGCUUUACAUAACGCUCACCCGAUAUGUCUUUUCACAAUGUCAAACUAGGGUCCAUAGACACACCACAAGAUACGGCAGCGGCUAGGGCAGGCCAUGUAGAGCUAUUUUAGCUGAAGGAGGCCCUUGUCAUUAGUAGGCGAACACUGAUCCAUGAGUACUUAUUCUCCUCUAGGCAAUGUGGUAGUCAUGCAACCCCUGAGUCAGCUGUAAGUGUAACCUCCGUUCAUUCGGGUUGUCUUUCUAUGUUUUCAAGAUUCUUUCAAGUCGAGGACAUUAAAAAUGUUUUGAGCAGCCGUUACACGCAUGAUUCCUUCCAAUAUAUGUUCAAUAUAUAUUGCUCACAACUACCGGCAUGCAGGUCUUAUAGCCAAGAUCAAUCACCGUAACAGGUGCAUCACCUGGCAAAUCAAAUGCAAGCUAGCUCUUAGAGUGCUUCAAAGGUAAUAUGAAGGGAAAUAAAGCCAUUGUAAUAACUGAAAAUCGGAGGGUUUUCAAAGCGAAGAGUUUUCACACCCUUGCUUUGCCAACAGAGAUGUGAAGACCUCAGCUCUUACGCAUAUUCUCAUUGUUGAAGAAUAGGAGUUUCAAGCUAAAAGAAAAGUCGAGUAGAAAGCUCCAUCCCAGGCUAUUACACUUGCUAUAAGCAAUGUAAAGACUGGAUGAGUUGAGCUGUCCUUGCCCUAAAGAACACCACACAACUGAGCCCAGUUAAGAUAUAAUAUUAAGGUCCUAGGUAUAUUUAUGUCGUGGUCAGGUCAGACUAUAAUUCAAUCUCCCUUUCGCAUAUAAUUUUUCCAGGAUUGCUUGCUGAGUCUCGAUGAUUAGUAAAUGAAACAAUUUAGAAUCCAGCAUUUUGGUCUGUUGUGGGUUGGAAACGCAGGCCUGACAGCGCUCACUUUCAUCUAGCGAGAAGUCGUCGAGGUAUGCUCUUCGAUGUGGUAGUCAUUAUUCCUAGGUACUGCAAGGCAGUCCCACCGGUAGACUAGGAUAUAGUGAAAUGCUAUAUAUAUUGUUCAUUGCACAUUCAUACUUGUGAGUUGUUGAUGAUACCAGGGCCUCAGCUGAAGCUUAGUCCCAGACUUUCUGCUAUAAAGUUUUUGGGGCUCAAACUUGAUCACAUGAUAUGAUUUAUUGUGUUACAUAAUCUACAGGAAUUAAAUUUCUGGAGCUUUUUUGAGCUUCAGAAAAGCAGCAAAAGAGUGACUGGAGAAACGAGAGAAGCAAAGAGAAAAACAAGGGGUGCAGAGAGAUAGAGCUGUUGAGAUAAUGAAUAUGGCAUCAAGAAGUGCGUGGCGAGGACUGCAUUGGAGUGCAAAGAGACGGCCGCUGGUGCCUCAAACCCCUUACAGGUGUUUCUCCUGCUCUGCUCGACUGCAGAACCCAGGGCAGCAACCUGAUGAGCGUAAGACUCAUUUUGGCUUCGAGACGGUGCGGGAGUCUGAGAAGGAAUCUAGAGUUGGUGCCGUUUUCAGCUCAGUAGCUCGCUCCUACGACACGAUGAAUGACUUCAUGUCACUCGGCAUUCACAGAUUGUGGAAGGACUAUUUUGUACGAUCGUUAAAUCCUGGCCGUCAGUACGCGCGUGAAGGCCCCGGCAAAAGUGGCAGCAGUGAGGUCGAACACCAAGGGUGGAAUAUACUUGACGUUGCUGGUGGGACGGGAGACAUUGCAUUUCGCAUGCUGGACCAUGCCACAAACAUCAAGCAUGAUCAGUAUACUCGGGUUACGGUUGCUGAUAUUAACCCAGACAUGCUAACAGAGGGGAAAAAGCGGAGUCUUGACACGCCAUAUUAUAACUCCGAUAGGCUGUCGUUCAUGCAAGGCAAUGCAGAGUCAAUGCCAUCCAUCCCAUCCAACUCAGUCGACCUCUACACUGUUGCGUUUGGCAUCCGUAACUUUACCAACAAGCAGGCUGCGUUGGAGGAGGCCUACCGCAUUCUCAAGCCUGGCGGAGUCUUUGCAUGUCUCGAGUUCAGCAAGGUGACCGUCGGCGCUUUCGAUAAAGUAUACAAGCGGUGGAGCUUUGGUGCUAUUCCACUUAUUGGACAGCUUGUGGCCGGAGACCGUGCCAGCUACCAGUAUCUCGUUGAGAGCAUCGAAAGGUUCCCCAGCCAGGAGGAGUUUCGCGGCAUGAUCCGCAAAGCCGGCUUCCUUACUCCAGGCGAUGGCUACGAGAAUUUGUCAUUGGGCAUUGCAGCAAUUCAUAAAGGAGUCAAACCCUUGAAGUGAUACUCCUCCCGCUGCUGCCGCCUACCCUCCUCUAGACCACCGACGGCAGACUUCCGUUCGGUGAAUAGUCAGCAACUCUUUGCUUUUUUGUUCUCGUUCAUGCCGGACAGACAGGCAUGAAGACGACGCUCGCAUUUGUACUACUAUGCCAUGUAAUUUUCUGAUUUUCAUCAAAAAUAUCGAUAAUCUCGCUGAAGCAUUGACCUGCACAUAGUUGCAUCCAACAUUCCAUGUGGUGGUCAGAAGUUGCUUUUUCUUUUCUCACUAUCAACAGAUGAUUCCAUCAUUGAUUCCAUCCCACUGGCGCCUCUCGCACA